UACAAAUAAAUAUAUCACAAAUAAUUCCCGCGAAAAGUUAACACAGAAAAUAGUUUUAAAAAAAGUUGAAUGAGCUUAAUUCAAUUUUGAGCCAGUGCGAAUACAACAUUCGAAGCGCUAAACGAAACGCAAACUUCAAAUAAAACUGUGAAUUAUAUUACUAUUAAGUUCAUCCAUUUCAUUUUGGUGCUAACCAACAUGCGCGACUAGGCGUAUACGUGAUAAAAUUCAACCAAAGCCAAUCCAUUAAGGCAGCCAAUUCGACAACCAGCAUUGUUGCGUCUUUUAAAAUGAGCACAACAGUAAUGACAUUGAAAUGGCGACAGAAAUACAAAAGCAGAAAACGGCCAAAGAAACUGAAACAACGAAUAAUUGCAACAAACACUGCCCCAGCAACAGCAAAAGCAAAAGCAACAACACCAAGAAUAACACUUGAAACAAAGCAAACAAAAGCAACAAUUGCAACCAGCAGACUGAGAGAAACGAGCUGUAAACUGAGGCGACACCGAAAAUGGCUGCCAAAUGAACGACAACACACGAGUGUCGCAAGAGUGUUGCAAAGGCUGCAUGCAAAAACAGCAAAUCCAACACAAUGUCAUGCAAUUAAAGUAACAGAAACAGCGGCAACAUCCACAAUGACUUCCAGCUGCAACGUUCAUUGUCAGGAGCAACAUGAGCAACUGCAGCUGCAGCAGCAGCAACUACAACAUCAGCCACAGCAGCAACAUCAGCAGCGGCGACAUCCACUUCCGGCAACGACUUCCACACUGACGCUGCUCCUCUGCCUGGGCCUCAGUUUGGGCCUGGCCGCCACAGCAGCCGCUGCAGCUGGAGCUGGUGCCGGUUCCGGAGGCGGAGGCGGAGGAGGAGCUGGUGCCGGAUCCGGAUCCGGAGCCGGGGCAACAGCUGGCUCCACAUCCAGCUCUUUGGGGCCCGGCAAAACUGCCAAUUUACAAAUGGCACCCGGCUCCGCCUCCUCCUCGACUGGCUGCUCCCUCGCCGAGUACAGCUGCUCCAACGGACGCUGCGUGCCGUUGAGCAAGUACUGCAACAACGCCAAUGACUGCGGCGAUGGAAGCGAUGAGCCCAGGUUUUGCACACGCUGUAAUCGCACCUACUACGGGGACAUCGGACAGACAUACGCCCUGGAGUUGCACCGACCCAAGCAGGAUCGCGUGCCCUUUGUGUGUGUGCUCACGUUCACGGCGGCAGGUGGCCAGCACGGCGAUGUGGUGCAGGUCACCCUGGACAGCUUCACCAUUGGCAGAUUCACAUCGUACGUGCACGAGGGCUGUCCGGACGGAUACAUGCAGAUAGCGGAGUCAGCGCGAACGCCCAUCGGCGGAAUGUGGUGCGGCACCUCCUGGGGACCCGUGCUUUUCUACAGCGAGACCCGCUCCCUGAUAUUCACCAUCCGGCUGAACAGACUGGCGAGGGAUCAGAGUGGCUACAACUUCGACUUUCGCAUCAGGUACAAGGUGCUGUCCAGGGACAGUUCGGUGACCCGCUACGGGGGCAUUAAGCUGGCAGAGCUAGCCCAGUGGCAUAACCGCAGCAGCUUCCUCAACCAACAACAGCAGCAGCAGCAGCAGCAGCAGCAGCAACAGCAACAGACCCCAGGCAUUCUGGAGGACUUCACCAACUCGAGCGGAGCCCGUUCUGACCGGUAUGGCCAGGACUUUAGCCUGUUCAGCGCUUACGCCAACAACAAGACCUUUAUGGCCUCGCUGGAAAAGUCGCUGGCCAAGGACGAGCAGAACUACACGGAGCCCAAAUACUAUCUAGGUGACCUCAUACCCGGGACCUACUGCUCGAGGAUCUUUAGCGACUGCGACAAGAAGUCCUGCCGGCUGCAGUCACCCAACUUUCCCGGCAUAUAUCCCCGCAACCUCACCUGUUACUAUGCAGUGCGUCAGCACGACGUGCCCCAUGGCAAGCACGCCCUGAUUCUAGUCAAACAACCGAAGGGCAAUCUGGUCUGGAUUUCCACCCAGGAAACGGCCGCGGUGAAUAAAAUGGCACCGCCGCCGAGUGCCAGCGACAAGGAUAAGAAAUUCGAGCCGAGGCUGAAAACAUGGAAUGACUGCGAUUACAUUCAGGAAAAUGUAAAGCCCAAAUGGAAAUCCACGGACUACGUGACCGUGUACGAUGGCUAUACCACACGUGACCCCAUCAUUUUGAAGUUCUGCGGCGGCGGUCAGGCGGUGCCGGCGGCCGUUUCCAGCGGCCCGGAGCUUCUGGUCGAGUUCAGCACGUCGCCGUUUGGCACCUUCACCGGCACCUCGUCGCAGGUCCUGCCACUCUACGGUUUCCAGCUGGAGGUGGAAGUUCAGUUCGUGGACAUCCAGAGUCCCACGUACUCCAAGAACAAGAAGCCCUGCGAGUUUUGGAUUCGCGGCGCCGGCCGUGGCAUACUGGAGAAUCCCAAGCACUCGCUGGCCCCAAACUCCACGUGCCUGUACCACCUGCAGGGACUGGGCGUCUUCAAGACCUUCGACCACCUGAGUCUGUCGCGGAGAACGAGCAGCCAGUCUGGAAUGCACCAGCCCCUGUCACGCUUCAAGGUCUGGAUAUCCGUUCUCAAGUUCAACUUGGAUCCGGAGUUCGGGCGAGUGGAUGAGACCUCCGUGGGAGCGAUAGGCGUGCUGCAGACGCAGGAGGAUUGCAGUGGCAUGCUGCGCAUCUGGGAUGGAACUCUGAGGGAUGCUCCCGUCUGCAAGGACUUAAAUUGUGCUAGCGAAACGAGCAGCUACAACACUUUGGGUCACUAUGCCCACAAUUCCACCAAUGUUAUUGCGCGAUUCUGUCGGGGAACAAUACCCCGCACCUGCGAUCGCUCCAACAUUAAUGAGACCUACGCCCGACCCUGCACCAUCUCCGAAAGCUAUGUGUCCACCAGCGAUGCUAUCACUCUGGAGCUGCGCAACACCGAGUCCACAGUGCUUAGACCAUUGGAUUUCAAGCUCAAGUACGAGUUCAUUGACCUGCACCAGGAUGGACUGCCCUGGGGUGGCGGCGAGCAUGAUUGCAACCGAAAGUUCCUCAGCAACAUGAUGGACCGCAAGGAUCCCGCCAUCUUCCGGAGUGUACGAAAUAUAUUCCUAUUCGGAAGAGGCGGCACCAGGAAUCUAAAGUGUGUCUACAAGUUUGAGGCACAAAGAGGAGAGCGGGUCAGGAUCAAGCUGAGAAAGGUAACAACCACCAAUCGACCCUGUUACUCGCGUGUAGACGAGGACAUCAACAGAUCCUUUUGCUAUGGGGAUACCAAUGUCAAAAUUGAGAUCUUCGAGAGACCCUACCACGACUCCAUUUUGCUGCAUCGGGGCUGCAUGUGCAACUCCUCAAACCAGUCCCACCUGCCCGUAGAAUACACCUCCACGAGUCGCGAUGUGGAGGUGCACUUUAUUGCUCAGAACAUGACCACUUUGGAUGACCCGGAUACAGUUAACUUCGAGGGAAUGUUCGAGUUUGUCAAGGCACCCACAAGCUGCAAGGACGGACGCAGGAAGUUCGGUCCCAGCGGCACCAUAGAUAUGACCUUUGGGGAUGUGGAGUGCCGGUCGAGACCCUGGUUGAUUGAGCCCUCGAAUGGCAAUAAAUUCUUAUAUGUGCGCCUCAAGGCUAUCUUCCUGAGUAAGCACAAUCCGAUGAAGACUCUGAACACGACCUUUGUUCAGUCGGAUACUUGGAGAUGUGAGACCAAGUCCAGAGCUGUGCUGACAACUUCGGAGGGACUCACCAUUGUGGCCUGCCCCCUGAGUCCGGACUCGAGCGCCUACGAAUUUGUGGAGAUCUUCAGCUCUGGAUGGAACGAAAGGCCUAACUUUGCGCUGAUCAAUCGAUCUAGGGCCAUCAGCGUCGAGUUCCUGCGACCUGGCAAUGGCGAGUACUCCUUUAACUGGAUGGAGCUGAUACCCAGGCCCACACUCAGCAUGGCGGAGGACUGUCAGUUCAAGUGCGCCGAACUGGGCGCCUGUGUGAAUGCCAGUGUCUGGUGCGAUGGCGUCGUCCAUUGUCCCUCAGGCGAUGACGAGGCCUUCCUGCAAUGCUCGGCCCUGAUGAAGCUGCCCGCCGAGAUCCUGGCCACUCUCUGCCUGAUCUUUGUGCUCUCGUGUUGUGCGUUCGCUGCCUUUGCCUACAAGAAAAUCAAACGCAAGCUGCGCGGAUCCUCGGUGCUGCAGACGCGACUCAAGUCGCUCAGCUCGAUGGACACCGCUGUGCUGGAUGAAAAGGAGGUGAUUUGCUGACAAAGCGACAAUUCUGUGCGUUACGUGGAGAUCGACCGUGUGACCACGGUCUGAUGCUCGACGGCCAGUAACGUGCAGAAUUGUGCCCCGGAACAGACACCAGAAUCGCCACCACAAGCCAACCAAGAAACAGAAACCACAACCACAACUGACGCAAAUGCGAAACGCAACAAUGAAACGAUCAAAAGAAAAGGCAACACUUUUUCGCAAUCAAAAUCAAAACCAAAACCAAUACCAAUACCAAAAUCAAAAUCGUUCACUUGUUUUUUAAACCGCAUUUAUAAGAGAAUCAACCCGAGUUCGCGACCCGUGGCAGGAUCUCGUUAUUUCUAUGUGUAUUGACCUCUAUUUUAUAGAUCGCAAGACUCGUGCCGGAUGACUCGUGCUCUUUUUUUCCAGUGUCGCGCAAUUUUAUAAGCAAUUUUCUAGGCCUAGGGUUUUUUCGUAUGUAUUUUCGAUAUGAUUUCCCAACUCGACCCACUUGAGCACACAAAUACUGUACAUAACACGGAAGGACGAGGACCAGAAAUCGAAAUCGGACUGACUCUGACCAGUUACAACUCCUCUAGGCGCUCGUAUCCUUGGUUCUUACAGAGUACUCAUAGAUCUAUGUAGAUACAACUGUUUCCUAAUAGCCUUUAAGUGUAUCGUACUAUGCUAAUUGAACCGACUAAAUAAAAACGGAGGGAAUAGAUACAUCCAAUCAAUGAACUGAAGACCAUAUAAUGAUAGGAUGCAUAACGCCAUACUAUUUUGACCGACUGGUUCUAAGCUUUCUUGAAACUUAGUUAAGAGAGCACUCUCUUCUGUUUUUGGAAGCGAACGGAUGUAAUUUCGUAGGUCGCAGAAUCACAAAUAUAUGGCCGUUACGCAUCUUAUCGAUAUAUUGUCUUUAGUUGGGCAGAGGAAGGAUUAGUUUUUUUCGUGGAGUGUUUCAGAAACUCCCACAGCAUUUAUUAUGCGGCGCACAAAAAAACCAAAAAAUACGAAGAAACCAAAUGAAAAAAAAUACUCAUAAUUAGUAAAAAAUUAAAAGGAGCAAGAAGAUUAAUCGACGAUUCCAAGCGUAGAUCGUAAGUGGAACAUGUUUUACAUUUUAAGAUUGAUGGAUGCAUCGUAAACGUAACAUAAAUUAGUCGCCAGGGGGACAUGGGAUGGGACGGGACGCAGAGUUUAGUGGAAUAUGUCAAUAUAUUUAUUAUAUAGAAGCUAGAUGAAUUCGUUAGUUGUUUAAUAGACGUUGUAGUGAUCAUGGAUAAUAUCAGCAUAAUCAAAGCUAAAUCAAGCCAACAACUUAGAGGUAUCUCGUCGUAUUCAAAGUACUCAAAAAUCCAAGUCGAAAUAACAAUAAGUCAGUCGUCGUCAGUCAUUCAGUCAGAUCUCACGCCCAUUGUUGUUAAUGUUGAUUGUUUGUUGUCUCCAAAGUGCACAGUUCGCUCUCAUAGACCAACCAUGCCACUUCAUUUAGCGCCUGCUCCCUCACACCAAAACCAACUCAAAUCCGAUCAAAUCUUUGCAUGGUAAUCCUCGUAUGUUGGCUCUCGGCACUCGAUGGCAGCUGGCUUAAUCGAAUCCUUUUCUAUUUUGUAUUCUCUCUUUGAACAUCCCCUUUUGUGUCGAAGAAAAAACCCGUCGUUGAGACCAAGAUCUAAGGCAAAGCAAAGCAAAUGCCCGGCCUGGCCAAAAGGAGGGAGCAGGAUCAGGGAUCAGGGACUCCGAAACAGAGACAACAGAGAACAACAGAAUCAGUGUGUGAAUCAGGCGAAAUGCUAUUUUUGUUGAUACUCUUCUUCCUUUUUAAGAGCUGUAAAUAAAACAAACAGAAGCUGUAUGAUAUUAACAAUUUUACAUUGAGCGUUUUAUUUGCCAUUCUGAUGUACUCACACCUCAGUUGCACUCUCAAAUAGUGAACAUGUUUUGAUACUCGAAUCAAACUCAGACAAUAAACGCUAAGGUCUACUCCUUUGUAACUCGAAGGUAACUUAUUUCAAUUACUGAUAGCGAACGCAGGGCAGCACAGCAAUUUUGGGAAUGGCCUGCCGCCGAUUACAUACAAGCGUAAAUAAUUAUAUUAAACCAAACGUAAGCGCUCAACUAACUACUAACAUUAAAUUAAACCAUUUAAAUAUUAAAAACUUAACGAGUUAUUAGCGAAACUGCCCGAAAUGAAACCAAUUGAAACAAUGUUUGUCGUAACCUAGUUUAAUGAGCGAUCUUAAAACCGAACUGAAACCGGAUGAUGAUGUGUAUCGCCUGCAGAGUAGAUUUUUAAAUUUUAAAUUAGUUUAAAGCGAAACGUAACUGAUAAAUAAAACACGGAACAUGGUAAACCAGCAUGACUAAAUAAUUCGAAUGUUGAAAGAAAAAAAAUCAUAUCAGAUUCUAAAAUGAUAUUAAAAUUAAAUGGAAAACUGAACAACUUAAUAAACGAGCAUUUAAAUCCCCAAAACCACAAA
This is a messenger RNA of Drosophila kikkawai, 6703 nucleotides long. The record is from RefSeq and is a predicted model, not a curated record. Lineage: Eukaryota; Metazoa; Arthropoda; Insecta; Diptera; Drosophilidae.